Molecule: messenger RNA, 2283 nt
Organism: Endocarpon pusillum Z07020
Lineage: Eukaryota; Fungi; Ascomycota; Eurotiomycetes; Verrucariales; Verrucariaceae
Exons: 2
Coding region: 1-2283 (760 amino acids)
Biological process (GO): positive regulation of proteasomal ubiquitin-dependent protein catabolic process; ubiquitin-dependent protein catabolic process; protein polyubiquitination
Cellular component (GO): cytoplasm; ubiquitin ligase complex
Molecular function (GO): zinc ion binding; ubiquitin conjugating enzyme binding; ubiquitin protein ligase activity
Source: RefSeq, a predicted model, not a curated record
AUGGCAUCGGACAGCCAACGAGGAACGGUCCAAGAUGACACUGCCUGCCCAUCUUCGAGACGACGCACCAAUCUCAGGAGUCGCCCCCGAAAAGACAGAAAGGAGUCUCGAGCCGGCAGGAGUUCCGCCCCUGUGAAAUCGCCUGCAGAUGACAAACCAGUCGACCUUGAGGCGUUGCGAAGAGCCCGCUUAGACUAUAUCGAUACAUCUGCCGGAAACAGAACGAAGAAGAUGAAAUACGUCGGAGAGACCAUCACAAGAGAAGCUGUAAAAGCGAAAGACGUCCGACAUGUGCGCCAAACGUCGGCUGUAAAGCGACGGCGUAAGGUAAUCGACCCAGAACGGAAGCAUGUUCGGCGCAAAGUGCGGAACAACAAAGCAGAGGCGGGCGACUAUCAACCAGUGUACGAUGAUUGUAGCAGAGAACAAGACAUCGAAGCCAGAAAAGAUGAUGUAGAGGGAAAUGAGUCGGACGGGGACGAACAUAGCGAUGUGCAGAUCAAGGCGCCCUCUCAGUCGAGGCGGCAGACCAUCGAUAGGUGCACUAAGGGAGAUAAUAAAAGACGGUUCGGUGGACAGGAUGCUGCUGUUGAAAAGCAGCGAGAGACUUGUCGAAGGAGGCAGAGCGAGCCUAUAGGACCGACACACCACGCUCCCCGAAACUCGUAUGGUAUUGAUGAGUGCAAGCCAGCCUCAUCAGAAAGAAACACACCGUCUAGGCAAAGCCCACACGUUUCUCGACCUUCACUGCAACGCAGUGCAACCACCAUACGUUCUAAACCCGACGCUACUCUGACAACAGGGCUGGGUCCUACACGAGCAAAGAACGCACCAUCUAUUGCAGGGUCGCAUGCUAAAAAGGGGUCAGGCAUAUUGUCAAACUUUCUACGAAGUACGCCCGCUACCCAGUCGAGUCUCAAAAAGGUGACCUGUCUCACUUGCGGCUCGGACGACGUACCAAUCAUCAAGACAGCGAAACUUGCCUGUACGCACAGGAUGUGCCAUGGUUGCUUGCGCCGCAUCUUUACGAUGUCUGUCGGCGACCCUGCCCACAUGCCACCAAAAUGUUGCACUUCUGAUCACAUUCCGCUCAAAUAUGUCGACAAGCUCUUCGACCAAAAGUUCAAAAAGACCUGGAACAGGAAGUUCCAUGAGUAUACGACGCGAGACCGUAUCUACUGCCCGUCUCGCCAUUGUGGCGAGUGGAUCAAACCGAAUCAUAUCAACGUGGAGAAUGGUCGCAAAGUAGGAAAAUGCAAAAGAUGUGGGACACGCGUAUGCUGCGUAUGUAACAACAAAAUGCACACUUCUCGAGAAUGUCCCAAGGAUCCCGAGGCCAAUGCCUUCGCCGAAGUUGCUAAGAAAGAAGGGUGGCAACGCUGCUUCAACUGUUCUGCUAUGGUCGAGCUGAAAGAAGGAUGCAACCAUAUGACGUGCAGGUGCACUGCAGAGUUCUGCAUGAUAUGUGGCAACAAGUGGAAGACCUGUGACUGUCCCUGGUUCAACUACGAGGCGGUAGAAGCGGACAGAUUGCAGCACAUGGACAUGGCGCAAGGGGGGAGAGUGUAUAACGAUGAAGAUAGACGUGCCCCUAUCAGGUAUCAAGAAGAAUUGGAUCGAAGAAGACACCAAGAGCACAGGGACGAAGCCUUGGCCAGGCGCAUGCAAGUGCUAGGUGUCGACGAUGAACCAUCUGAUGACAUUGUCGCAGGUGACAAUCCAGGGCAAAUACUUGGUCUAGGAAAUGCAGCUGAGCACUUUCUCAACCAUGAUUUCAGGCAACAAGCAAGAAACAUCCUUACCGGUAACUUUCGACAAGCUGCUCACGCUGCAGAGGGAUUGCUUAACGGAACGGUCACUGGCAGAGAAAAUCCUCUGCCACCAGGUCCCUAUGAGUUGGAUGCUCCAGCUCGCACCAUGGCAAACCAAACAGCACAGCUUCUGAGGCACGACACUGCUUCCAAUACGGCCUGGAAUAACGCGGCCAGAAUAGGAUCAAACGGCCAACACAAUCCCAGGCGUAGAAAUGGUAACAUCGCAGCCAACCGCACUACAAACGACCCUGCUGAAGAAAUCAUACCUCUUCCUACGGCACUACCAAAUGCGGCAAGAAGGCCUGCAGUACGCAACAUCAACCGUGGUCGUCGAGCAGGCGGACUUGAGGACUUGCUUGCUGCUGAUCGGUUAGAGAGCGCAAAUGAAAGCACUGCUGAGCAGCGCAUCGAGAACUGGCGGAGUGAGGUACCUGUUGGCCAACCUGCCAACGGGGUGGCUCUUGUAUGA